Messenger RNA from Suillus subalutaceus, 1389 nucleotides. Its product is annotated as purine-cytosine permease. Gene Ontology annotation, cellular component: plasma membrane. NCBI's taxonomy places the organism in Eukaryota, Fungi, Basidiomycota, Agaricomycetes, Boletales, Suillaceae. Gene Ontology annotation, molecular function: transmembrane transporter activity. The coding region runs from base 1 to 1389 and encodes 462 amino acids. The record is from RefSeq and is a predicted model, not a curated record. The transcript has 11 exons. Gene Ontology annotation, biological process: transmembrane transport.
AUGCAGUCUUACGCAGCGGAGCAGAAACUGCCUGAGGACAGCAUCGUGCCGGUGCCAGCAGAGGAACGUCUCGAGACUCGGUGGUACCAGUUGUUUUUCGUUUGGUUCUCCUCUUGCAUGAAUCUCUUGUCAUUCAGCACUGGCACUGCUGGCCCUGCAUUUUUUUCCAUGGGAGUUCGCGACUCCUUAGCUAUUAUCAUCGUCGUUAACCUAGUUGCUGUUUUCGGGCCAAAGCUUGGCAUGCGAGCCAUGGUGCAAGCAAGGUUCUCAUGGGGAUAUUUCGGUGCCAUCAUACCGGCCGUCUUGAAUGCUUUCUCCUUGGAAGGCUUCCUUAUUCUGAACUGCAUUAUUGGCGGACAAACGAUAGCUAGCUUGUCUUCUCAACUUAAUGAUACUCUUGGUAUCGUUAUCCUUGGUAUCGUAUCUCUUAUAGUCACUUUCUGUGGAUACCGCGUUAUCCAUUGGUACGAAAGUGUUGCCUGGAUCCCGAAUGUAAUUGCUUUUAUCGCCAUGCUGGCUGUCGGUUAUCCACAACUACACGAAAACCUAUCGGCCCCUGUCCCUCCAGCAACACCUGCUAAUGUCAUAUCUUUUGCAUCCUUUCUAGCAUCUAACAUUAUCGGCUGGUGUCCAAUGAUCUCUGACUAUGGCAUAUACCAUAGCCCUGAUGCUUCUUCUGCCAGAAUUUUUAUCUACACAUAUCUUGGGUUCUUCGUGUCUAAUGUGACUGGUCAGGCUCUGGGUGCAGCAUUCGCAGCAGCAGCUCCGAGCGUGCCUGCUUGGAAUGCAGGAUUCGAUGACAGCUCUUCCGUCGGUGGUUUGUUACACAGCGUCUUGUUACCUACAGGUGCAUUUGGAAAAAUCCUGACUGCUUUGGUCGCUCUCAGCAUAUCCAGUGCCUGUGCACCAACGAUGUAUACGUUCAGCACCAGUUUCAUGGCUAUUGCUACGUGGUUUUCUACGGUGCCCAGAUGGGUAUUUGUCCUCAUCUCGGAAGGAAUCCUGAUACCAGUGGCCAUUAUUGGUGCCAAAAGGUUUUACGCUACCUUUGUCGACAUCCUUAACAUCGUUGGAUAUUGGUCAUCAAUAUUCUGUGCGAUAAUACUCACAGAGCAUAUGUUAUUCCGACGAGCCUCAUUUUCCGACGAUCAAUAUCCCAUCUCGACUUGGGCUUCAUAUGCUCUCUUGCCUAGCAGUAUUCCCGCAGUAGUGGCCUUCGUGUGCGCGGCUGGAGCUCUUGUUCCAUUCAUGUCACAGGCUUGGUAUGUAGGACCAGUAGCGAGGCAGGGCAGUGGAGACGUUGGUGUGUUCGUAGGGUUUGUGGUGGGAGCUAUCGUCUAUGCGUUGGCGAGAAGUUUCGAGAAAAUACUGUACAGAAAGAUGUACUAG